AUGGAUAUUAAGAAAUACAAUGGAUUUAUUGGAGGAAUGGAAAAAACAGGAAAUGAUGGUAUAACUGUUCUUUAUUAUAAAUCAUCAACAAGAGAAUGUGUUUAUCAUGAGAGUGUUAGAAUGCCAUCUAUAGAAGGUAAUGAAGAAAGAAAAUGGAAAUUAAUCAGUGAAGAUCAUGUUAUAGUAAUAUGGAAUGAAAAUUAUCAAGAAGAAAACCAAGUUGAAAUUGAAGAACAAAAUAAUGGAAAUAUCUCAAGUCAAAUAAUCAUUAAACCAGGAAUGUGUGGUGUUGAUACUAUUGAAAUACAUAGAAAAAAAGAUGUAAGAGUAUUUGGACCAUUAUUAGAUAAUAUGGUUGUUCCUGAAGAUAUUUUAGGAGAAUUAAUAAGAGAAACAGCCUUUAAUGCAUCAGACAACUCAAAACAAAGAACUAUAGGAGAUGAUGUAAUGUUACCAUAUUUACAAAGAAAACAAAUGAUAGAUGACAUAAUUCCAAAGAAUCCAACAUUCUCACAAAAAGGAUAUUUAUCAACAAUCAGUAUGUUCUUAGAUGAUAAAGAAACUACUAAACAAGAAAAUUAA
Messenger RNA from Entamoeba dispar SAW760, 582 nucleotides. RefSeq names its product tuberin, putative. Gene Ontology annotation, cellular component: nucleus; cytoplasm. NCBI's taxonomy places the organism in Eukaryota, Evosea, Mastigamoebida, Endamoebidae. Gene Ontology annotation, biological process: positive regulation of GTPase activity; regulation of small GTPase mediated signal transduction. The transcript has a single exon. Gene Ontology annotation, molecular function: GTPase activator activity. Bases 1 to 582 code for a protein of 193 amino acids. The record is from RefSeq and is a predicted model, not a curated record.